Molecule: messenger RNA, 2485 nt
Organism: Phycomyces blakesleeanus NRRL 1555(-)
Lineage: Eukaryota; Fungi; Mucoromycota; Mucoromycetes; Mucorales; Phycomycetaceae
Exons: 8
Biological process (GO): transcription elongation by RNA polymerase II; transcription elongation-coupled chromatin remodeling; regulation of transcription by RNA polymerase II
Cellular component (GO): DSIF complex
Molecular function (GO): mRNA binding; protein binding
Source: RefSeq, a predicted model, not a curated record
UAAGAAUAACCGUGAAGAAGACGAAGUCCCUUACGACAAUGAGGAAGACGAGGAAGACGAUGAUGACGAAGAAGACGAAGACGAAGACGUGCAACGCCCAGCCAAGAGAAAGUAUAAUCCUUUCAUUGACGAAAUGGCCAUCGUUGAUGAUGACGACGACGAUGAAGAAGACGACGAGGAUUAUGGUCGUGAAGACGGCUUCAUUGAAGAGGAAACCGAAGAGCUUCCUUCAGCAGCUGCCAUACAAAGACGUCACAUCGAGCUCGAUCGCCGGAGACAACAAGAAACAGAUGGAAUGAAUGAUGAAGAAGUUGCUGCUUUCUUUAAAAGUAAAUAUAGUGCACGAAAAUCCCAGGGUUUCAGAGCAUCUGAAGAAGUUCCGCAGCAAUUACUGCUUCCUAGUGUUAACGAUCCUAAUUUGUGGAUGGUGAAAUGCAAGCCCGGAAAAGAAAGAGACGUUGUUUUUGGUUUGAUGAAGCGUUACUUUGAUAGACUAAACGGCGAUGACCCAUUGGAUACAUUCUCUGCAUUUGCCCGAGAAUCACUAAAAGGAUAUAUCUACAUUGAAGCCAGACGCCAAGCCCAUGUUCAACAGGCACUAUUGAAUAUUCCUUAUGUAUACCAUUCAACUCUUAUGCUGGUACCUAUUAAAGAUAUGAUCGAUUCGAUCAGUAUCCAAAGAAAGGAAGUAGAGCUACCUUUGGGAGGCUGGGUGCGUGUGAAGCGCGGUAGAUAUGCUGGCGAUCUUGCACAAGUCUUGGAGGUUUCAGACUCUCAAGAUAGCGCACGUGUCAAACUAGUUCCUCGUCUUGAUCUGGAAUCUGACGAAGAUGACCCACAAAAAAAACGAAAGAGAGGCUUGGUUGCAUCUCGUCCCCCUCAAAAAUUAUUUAAUCCAGAAAGACUUGCUAGCCGAUCAAUUUCUAGCUUACAAAAGAAAGGUCCUUAUUGGUUUUUGGGAACUGACCACUUCCGCGAUGGCUAUCUCGAAAAGAAUAUGAAAGUGGCCACAUUACAGGUCGAGGAUGUGAGCCCAACUUUGGAUGAAAUCGCCAAAUUUGCGAGUGGAGGAGAACUUAAUGGAGAAGACGGCGAUCGUGCGCUUGAUCUUUCGAAACUAUCUGUACAGGCAGUUAACAGUGCGCAGGCAUCCACCUUAUUCCAAGGUGGCGAUACAGUAGAAGUUAUUGAAGGUGACAUGAUCCACAGUAUUGGUGUUGUUGACAGCGUUGAAGAAUCAUCAGUGGUUGUUAUGCUUGAUGUCGAUGGAAUGAAAAAACGAGUAACCCUCCCUGCAAAACAAUUGCGAAAGAAAUUUAGAGAGGGUGACCAUGUCAAGGUUAUCAAUGGUCGCUACAAGGACGAGAGUGGCAUGAUUGUCAAUGUGAUGGAUAGUGUUGUUACAAUCCUUUCAGAUGCAACAUUAAAUGAAGUCAAGGUGUUUGCAAAGGAUUUGAGAGAGGCAGCAGAUAUCACACUCACCAGAACAGUCAUCGGAAAUUAUGAACUUCACGAUUUAGUCCAACUCGAUUUCCAUACAGUUGGUACAAUUGUUAAGGUCGAUCGUGAUUCAUUCAAAGUCUUGACUCAGGAAUCUGAGAUUCGAACAGUUGCACCCCAUCAGAUUACUAGCAAACGUGAUACCAAUAGAGCAGUAGCUACAGACGCCAAUGGAAAUAGCAUUCGCUCGGGUGACUCUGUAGUUGAGAUUGACGGGGAAAGACGCGCUUGUACCAUCCUUCAUCUCUACCGUAAUUUAGUCUUCUUGCACUCUCGUGAGAAUGUGGAAAAUUACGGUGUCUGGGUCAACAAUACCAGAUCUGUUGUUAGUGUUGCUGCCAAGAGACUUGCACAAGGUCGUGAUUUAUCUCGUCAACAGCAGCCAUUCGGUAAUUCUCAUGGCAUGGGAAGAGGUGCACCUGACAGUCGUGGUCGUGGCCGCGACAACUUGGUCGCAAAAACUGUUAGAAUUGCUCAAGGACCUCAUAAGGGAUACGUUGGCAUUGUCAAAGACACUACUGAUGAUAUGGCCAGAGUUGAGCUUCACACAAACAGUAAAGUCAUAAACGUAGACAAAUCCAAAUUGGUACUUCUUGAUGCACAAGGAGGUACCAUUGGCAUGGCAGUUACCAAUGACAGAUUCGCGACACCAAAUGAUUUUGCUGCUCCAUCAUCUACACCCAGACGCUAUGGUGAUGGUGGAACAACACCAAUGCAUUUCGCAUCUGGAGCCAGAACACCUGCAUGGAAUUCUGGAGCACGGACACCUAACCCUUACACAAUGAAUGGCAGCAAAACCCCGGCUUGGGAUUCAGGAAGUAAAACACCCAACCCACAUGCUUUUGGUAGUGGAUCAAAGUCAUCUGCCUGGGAUUCAGGAAGUAAAACACCAAUGUGGGGAGCAGAGACACCACAUAGAAACAGCGGCAUGAUUGCAAAGACACCUGGUUUUGUGGAUCCUGGUAGCAAGACACCCAUGUGGAGU